Messenger RNA from Drosophila teissieri, 2697 nucleotides. RefSeq lists its product as uncharacterized. Bases 80 to 2368 code for a protein of 762 amino acids. Gene Ontology annotation, molecular function: metal ion binding. NCBI's taxonomy places the organism in Eukaryota, Metazoa, Arthropoda, Insecta, Diptera, Drosophilidae. The record is from RefSeq and is a predicted model, not a curated record. The transcript has 2 exons.
CUUGCUUUUGCGCCGUGAAGCUUCUUUGAACAGUUUUUAUAUUUGUUUGGAUUGAAUUGGAUCGAAUUGAUUGCUUAUAAUGAAUCUGGAGGGCAUUUCGAUGGUAAUUAAGCUGUUCGAAGACAACGUGCACAACCUUCAAGGGAAUCUGCGCUCCUACCUAACCCAAGUGAAGCUAAUUCAAACGGAGCUCACGAAAAGAUGGACGCAUGCAGAUCGGAUGGACAGGAGUCUCAUCCCACUGCACGAUCACUUGGUGGGCAGUCUCAGCGAAGUUAAUGCUCAUGUAAUGAAGCUGAAUCUGCAACUACAACUCAACCGACAGUCUGCACAGCUGACAGAAGAUGAAACCUCCGUAAGAUCCAUCGAUAAUCAGGAUUCGUCGAUUCACUCUGGUUUGCAAGCGAACGAAGGGAUUGCUAAAAAGGAUUGCCAGUCCUUGGAGCCGGCCUCCGUGGAAUCCUGCACUGAAGAGUCUUCGCUGGAGAUGCCCGUUGAUCUGUCUGUACGCGUGGUUGUGCAGGAAGCCUCUUCGACAAAACAGCUCGACGAGAUUUCGGUGGUCAAUGAAACCCUCUCAGAAAAGUGUCAACCACCUUUUGCAAUAUCCAACGAAAAAUCCAAUUACAGGGAAUCACAUGCUUAUUCUCAAAAUUCUGCCCAGUCUAUCGAAAGGGAUCUCUCCCAACUACGAAUAGAAGAGAUCCCAUUGGCCUCAAAGACUGUCCCGGAAACUUCAAAGACUAACAAUCCAGGGCCCCCUUGCAACCAGUCCCUUCCGGUUGUGAAACAAGAAACUCAAACAAUAAGCACAGGUGUCUCAAACAAAAUCUCCAAGAACUCCUCUAACUUACCCACCAGCUGGCUGCUUGAUAAUGUUACUCUGGAACCUACUUCAACUACCGAAAAAAUUCCCCAGCUACCAAAGACCACAAGGAACCGAUCCCUACUGCCACCCAAAGGUGGCACUGAAACAACCAGCUUUGGUAUCUACAAUCAAAUCUUGAAAAACAUGACUGCAUUUCCAGCGAAUACUGUAGUUUCUGCCGUCUUGGUACACGUGAACUUGGAGGAUAAUUGCGUCUAUGUGGCAAAAUGGGGUACCAGUUCUAUGAGGAUUCAGCAGUUGCUUCAGAGACAACUGUCACUGCAGGAGUUGGAACAGCUGCCCGACUACGGAGACAUUUUUGCAGUUCACGACGGCACCGACAACAUUAUUAGUCGCAUCACCAUCAACUCCAGUUCUGUGGGCGGAGGAUAUGAUGCGUACCUUAUUGACUAUGGCGAGCACACUCACCUGGACGGCAACGAAACAAUAUACAAACUGCCGGACGACAUCGAACGGUUGCCGGCGGAGGCCAUUAGAUGCGAUUUAAUCAACUGUGAUAUCGGCAAUAUGAGUCGCUUUCUCUACCAGUUUAUUAAGAUUCGGGUGCAUCAAAACAAUGGCACUAUACUAGUGGUGGAACCGGUCAAUGACAGCAUAAGCAGACCUACAGAUACACCCAGCAGUAAAUUACCUGCUGGAAUAACCGAGGAGGACAUGGCCAUGCUCAACGAAAUCGGUGAGAGCACCAGUGAUCCUCUGAAGGCAGUUCUGGGCUUUCAUCCCAAGGACGAGCAACGCAUUUGCCGGCACUACGAUCCCAAGCUGAAUGGCUGCUUUAAGGGUAACAAUUGUCGUCUGGCUCACGAGCCCUUUGCUCCAGAUGGCGCAACCAAGGAUGUGGAGGUAGCUGGAGCUCUUCCAGAAACUACUUUUGAUACACCAGUGCCUCAUAAAGUGGGCAGCACUGCCAACAUCCUGAUCACCUUCAUUAAUGGCCCCACCGAGGUCUAUGCCCAGUUUUUGGACGGAUCUCCGCCGUUGGUGUGGGACAAGAAGGAUGUGCCAGAAGGCAAACGGAUCUUCAAGUCCAAGCCGCGUCUUCUGGACAUUGUACUUGCUCUCUACAGUGAUGGUUGCUUCUAUCGCGCCCAGAUAAUCGAUGAAUUCGAAACUGAGUACAAGAUAUUCUACGUGGAUUACGGCAACACAGAGUUCGUGCCCCUGACAUGCUUGGCUCCAUGUGAAUAUGUGGACAGCUUGAAGCCGCACCGCAGCGUUAGUUGUCACAUGGAGGGAGUUGUAAGGUCAACAUUUCUGUCACAGCAAAAGACAAUCGAAUGCAUCGAAUACCUUAAGAGUAAGCUACUAAACACGGAGAUGAAUGUAUUGCUGGUAGGGCGCCUACCGGAUGGUUUCCUGAUUCGGUUCCUGGGCGAGUGGGCGAAUGUGCCGCAACAGCUGCUCAAACGUGACUACGCUCAGCUCAGCACUGCAACUCGGCGUGUCUCCAUCGAUAAUGUUAAAGAUUCAUUAACAUAACAAUGGUUAAUUUAAAUGCCAUUAGUAAGGAAUUCGAAUCUUAUUCUUUUGUUAAAAUUUAUAACGACUGCAUAAGCAUCGCUUAUAAACUUUCAUUUUUAAAAACACUCAUUUUUUGUUGAACAUCUAUCUGAAUCGAUAUUUUAGUUUACCAACAAUAGUAGUUCUUAAGCUAUUUGUAAGCUUUUCAUUUCUGACCGUGUAAUCAUUUGACCACCCACAUUAACAUGACAUUGUUUAUAUAUCUUAAGAAGGACUCUUACUGAUUUUGAAUUAGCACUACUUCGCAGCGAACCAAAUAAACUGGCUAUGUUCCAACAUGUUAUCCA